Raphanus sativus (radish) is the source of this 692-nucleotide messenger RNA. RefSeq lists its product as uncharacterized. Bases 82 to 552 code for a protein of 156 amino acids. NCBI's taxonomy places the organism in Eukaryota, Viridiplantae, Streptophyta, Magnoliopsida, Brassicales, Brassicaceae. The record is from RefSeq and is a predicted model, not a curated record. The transcript has a single exon.
UCUAGUAUAACCUUAAAUCUAGAAAAGCUAGAGACUCUUACAAAAAAAAGAACAUAUCGGUCUGAUCAUUUUCCACAAACCAUGAUGUCCUCAUCAUCAUCAUCUGCCACCGAUACUAUGACUAAGCCGUCGUCGUCGUCGUCUUUCCCGGUUGUUGAGUCUGUCACGUGCGACACGUGCGGUUUCGCCGAGGAGUGCACGCCGGCUUACAUCAACCGCGUCAAGGAACGCCACAGGGGACACUGGCUUUGUGGGCUCUGCGCGGAGGCUGUGAAAGACGAGGUGGUUCGAUCUCCCACAAGAAUCUCCGUCGAGGAAGCUCUUCGCCGCCACACAACGUUCUGCCACCAGUUCCGUUCAUGGAGCGCCGAGGAGGAGGAGGAAGAUCCUAUUGCUGUCAUUGGAAGGAUUCUACGGCGGAGCCUCGAUGGCUCUCCACGGAGAACCACCUCGAGGACGAGCUCAAGCGGGGCUUUGCCGGGGAUCGACGCCGUAGCGUCGCGAAGGUCGCUUCUCCGAUCUGGGAGCUGUUUCUCGUCUCUCUCUACUUGAUUAAAUAUGCUAGUUGUAAAGUUGCAUUUUGUUUUUCUUUAAUUUUUGUUAAAGAUUUGUUAUUUUGUACUGUAUGACGUUAGUCUUUCUUCAUCAGUGGAUUAAUAAAAUGGUAAAUGACCAAAGCACAUUUUAUGUGA